Schizosaccharomyces cryophilus OY26 is the source of this 909-nucleotide messenger RNA. Its product is annotated as C-methytransferase. Gene Ontology annotation, molecular function: methyltransferase activity. Gene Ontology annotation, biological process: ubiquinone biosynthetic process. The transcript has a single exon. Bases 1 to 909 code for a protein of 302 amino acids. NCBI's taxonomy places the organism in Eukaryota, Fungi, Ascomycota, Schizosaccharomycetes, Schizosaccharomycetales, Schizosaccharomycetaceae. The record is from RefSeq and is a predicted model, not a curated record.
AUGUCUGUGCGUCGUUCAUUUAAUUGCGGCAGGCUCGCUAGGCAGCUUGGAUUGCUUCGCCCCGGAUUCUGUGGAAAUACAGUCUCUUUAGCCAGAUACAAUAGCUCUGACUCAAAAAAAGCAGACGAAAGCUAUACACAUUUUGGUUUUAAACAUGUACCAGAAGACGAGAAAGAAUACAUGGUUAAAAAUGUUUUCUCUUCAGUUGCUAAAAAGUAUGAUCAAAUGAAUGAUGCAAUGUCUUUGGGAAUUCACAGACUAUGGAAAAACCAAUUUGUAUCUGCGUUAAAUCCAGGGAACAGUACUACUCCUAUGAAGAUCUUGGAUGUAGCUGGCGGUACUGGUGACAUAGCAUUCCGCUUAUUGGAUCAUGCAACUCAAAGGAACGGUGAUUAUAGUAGCAAAGUGAUUGUCGCGGACAUCAACCCUGAUAUGCUUGCUGUUGGUAAGAGGAGAGCUAAGAAAACGCCUUAUCUUGAGUCGGGACGUGUCGAUUUCAUUGAGCAGAAUGCUGAGGUUUUGGACAAAAUCCCUGACCAUAGCAUUGAUAUAUUCACUAUUGCUUUUGGAAUCCGGAACUGCACGCAUAUUGACAAGGUAUUGGAGCAGGCUUAUCGAGUUUUGAAACCUGGUGGUGUUUUUAGUUGUUUAGAGUUUAGCAAAGUUUAUCCUCCUUUGCUUGCAGAGGUCUAUCGUCAAUACAGCUUCAAGUUUCUUCCCUUGCUUGGUACGGUUAUAGCUGGUGAUAGUGAAAGUUAUCAAUAUUUGGUGGAGAGUAUAGAGCGUUUUCCUGAUGCUGAUACUUUUGCAAGUAUGAUUGAACGAGCUGGUUUUACUUUAGCUGGUGAUCGAGGAUAUGAAUGUCUUACCUUUGGAGUUGCUGCCAUCCAUACUGGUGUGAAACUUUAA